GUCGGCUAACACUUUCUGGCCUUUUGACUGGCAUCAUUCAUCUACCAUGAUAUUUGAUGCGACCACUACUUUGCAUGAGGUGAUUAUAUUGACAAACCAGUUGCUGGAAAUAUAGGUUUAGGCUGCGCCCCGUUGGCCCAUUAUUUAAUUACGCCUUGUGGUCUCUUUGCCCCCUUAUUAAUGGCCCCCUUCAGGCUGCUCACCUUAGAGGUAGAACGCAAGUUCAGCCGACUUGCCGUGCAGCCAUUGACUCUUGCCGGAGGACACCUGCUAUUUCGAAGUCUGUGGUACUUGGGUUUAUGCUCUAUGCAUGAUAUAUACUAUGAUUUAGAUGGCCUGCUAUCCUCGAAAGGCAUUUGGGUCCGCAAAAAAGACGGUGACUGGGAAGCUAAAAUAAAAGAUAGUAGAAAUUUCCAGAAUUCUAGAUUCAUGAAGAUGUGUAAUCUAGAGGAAAUCUCUUGUUACCUGAAACUUUCUACGGACACCAUGGAUUUUAAUAAUUACAUGGUCAGGAAAGAAGAACACGCUCUGAGACUAGAAAAGAUAGACUUCCGGAUCCACGGAUUUAUGAUUUGUUAUACAUGGGCAUUUCAUGUGGGCUAA
This is a messenger RNA of Aspergillus vadensis CBS 113365, 603 nucleotides long. RefSeq lists its product as uncharacterized. NCBI's taxonomy places the organism in Eukaryota, Fungi, Ascomycota, Eurotiomycetes, Eurotiales, Aspergillaceae. Bases 181 to 603 code for a protein of 140 amino acids. The transcript has 3 exons. The record is from RefSeq and is a predicted model, not a curated record.